UCUGCUUUCUCCAUUACACACACGAUGGAACAUCUUAGGGUUUUAUUCUCAGUCUCUCUUCUCUUCGCAUUCUUCGUCUCCCUUUCGUUCUGUGAGAACGACGGCGACGAUAUCUUGAUCCGGCAAGUGGUUAACGGAUCGGAGCCGAAGGUAUUGUCAUCGGAGGAGGAUCACUUUUCUCUGUUCAAGAGGAGAUUCGGAAAGGUUUACGGUUCUCUCGAGGAGCACCACCACAGAUUCGCGGUUUUCAGAUCUAAUCUUCAGAGAGCGAUGCGUCAUCAGAGGAUGGAUCCUUCUGCUCGCCAUGGCGUCACGCAGUUCUCCGAUCUGACUCCUUCUGAGUUUAGGAGAAUGCAUUUAGGGGUUAGAGGUGGGUUUAAGCUUCCCAAGGACGCUAAUCAGGCGCCGAUUCUUCCUACCAAGGACCUCCCAGAGGAUUUUGAUUGGAGAGAUCGUGGAGCAGUUACUCCCGUCAAGAAUCAGGGAUCAUGUGGAUCGUGCUGGAGUUUCAGCACUACAGGAGCGCUUGAAGGUGCUCACUUCCUCUCAACUGGCCAACUUGUUAGUCUCAGUGAACAACAGCUCGUAGAUUGUGAUCACGAGUGUGAUCCUGAACAGGAAGGUUCGUGUGACUCUGGUUGCAACGGCGGCCUAAUGAACAGCGCCUUUGAGUACACCCUCAAAACCGGGGGGCUCAUGCGAGAGGAUGACUAUCCCUACGAAGGCACCGAUGGUGGGACCUGCAAGUUGGACAAGUCUAAGAUUGUUGCAUCUGUCUCCAACUUCAGUGUUGUCUCUAUUAACGAAGAUCAAAUCGCUGCAAAUCUUGUCAAAAACGGUCCUCUAGCUGUGGCUCUAAAUGCAGCUUACAUGCAAACCUACAUGGGAGGAGUAUCGUGCCCUUACAUAUGCUCGAAGAGGCUCAACCACGGUGUGUUGUUGGUGGGUUAUGGUUCGGCCGGUUUUUCUCAGGCAAGGUUCAAGGAAAAGCCGUAUUGGAUCAUCAAAAACUCAUGGGGAGAAACCUGGGGUGAGAAUGGUUUCUAUAAGUUAUGCAAAGGCCGUAAUGUUUGCGGCGUUGACAGUAUGGUUUCCACCGUCGCUGCCGCUGUCUAGAGGGUUUUUAUUAUUAAGACAAUUUCGCAUUUGUCUCUUGUCUCUGUUAUAAAACCUGUAAAUAAAUUAAAUGAAAUGCAUUUCUCUGUGAAUCUUUUUUUGGAAAACCAACAUCACAAGAACCAUUUCAAAGAAGAUAGAGAAUCAACACAAUCCAGCCAUCAUUAUCCAAGGACAUAAAACAUACUCUUCAUAAAAUGCAUGUUUUAGAAAAAAUUGUUUCAAAAAAAUAAGUUUUUAUAUUUUCGAAGCACUUUUAUCAACUAAUAAUAAUUGUAAAUUUCAAACAAUUAAUUGCAUUUACUAAAUUUCUGGUUUUGUGUUUGGAGUAUGCUUUAGAUUUCUGCAGAAUCCGCAUGAGAUUGGUAAUGACUGUAGUUUUAAAUUUUUUGCUGUAGAAAAAAAUCUGUAGACUUUUUGCUGUGGCUUUAGAUUUUAUUGCUGUAGAAUUUUAUGGAAAGCACUAAAAAUUUGCUUUGGAUAUUUGGCUCUGCAGAACACUUGUACAACUGUAGGUUAUUUUAAAAGUUGUGGUUUCAAAAAAAAAUUUAAAACUUGAUUGAUCUGAAUUUGGUGCCGUAGAAAUAAAUAGGGCUGUGAACAACACCUAAAUCAACUACCAAUCACCUGUAUCGAUAGCCUUUAGAAAGCUUCAAGUACUUUUUCCCAAAGACCAGCUGUAACCAUGCCAUUCGGUACAUGUAUAAUCAAAUGUUAACGCUUAGCUUUAAGAUUUGACGUAAUGCAUGAGGGUUACGUAAGUGCCGUUGGAAUUACUUUUUGAACAUUAUGAAUAAGAUAUUCAUACGUCAAAAAUAAAGUUUUAUUUGAAUGAGAAAUAGAGGUCUAAUGUGUGUGAUUUGAGAAUCUUGUAUAAACUAGCAAAUACAUAUAUUAGAUAUUUGAUCUUGGAUUUGGGUUUUGACUUCAUGUUCAUUAACUUAAAUCAAAUAUAUGUUGAUCUUUUAUAGUGAUAAAAUAUAAAAAAGAAAUAUAUUUUAAAGUAUAUUAUUUAGUUUGAAUUGGUCAAAUAAAAAAUAAUUUUACUCUUUAAUUUCUUGGUCAAAAUGUGGAAUAAAUUCACAUAAUAAUUGACAAGAAUUAAAGACUCUAUUAGUGCACCAUGGAGGUUUCAUUUUUUGUGUUGAAAAAUGAAACUUGUGCUUCUCAUGAUUUUUUUAUAAAAGGGCUUGCUAGCAUUAUAGAAAAUACUCACAUUCAUACAAUCAAGAAACAUUUUUCCCACUCAGAAUAGUUAUGCUAGUAUUUUUUUUUAUUUUGAGUCCGAGAGUACAUCACAGAAAUAGGGUCGAUAGAUUCUGUUUUUCGGUGAUGGUAAACAGAAACAAUGCUGCAGUUGUAUCCUGUGAAUCUGAGCGCCAUGAAACCGUCAC
Molecule: messenger RNA, 2510 nt
Organism: Brassica napus (rape)
Lineage: Eukaryota; Viridiplantae; Streptophyta; Magnoliopsida; Brassicales; Brassicaceae
Product: probable cysteine protease RD19B
Exons: 4
Coding region: 25-1116 (363 amino acids)
Cellular component (GO): lysosome
Molecular function (GO): cysteine-type endopeptidase activity
Source: RefSeq, a predicted model, not a curated record